Messenger RNA from Sorghum bicolor (sorghum), 765 nucleotides. RefSeq lists its product as uncharacterized. The record is from RefSeq and is a predicted model, not a curated record. The transcript is spliced from 2 exons. NCBI's taxonomy places the organism in Eukaryota, Viridiplantae, Streptophyta, Magnoliopsida, Poales, Poaceae. Bases 25 to 612 code for a protein of 195 amino acids.
UUCUUGUUGGUGCCAGCUGCUGCCAUGGCGGAGUCAAGCGCGCGUUCUUCUCGUGGCUCGGCUUCUGCAGGUCGUGGCGGUGGCGGCGGCUACGAUGGCCUAGGGUCGCCGGUGGCGUACCGCGUGGGCCCCCUGGACUACACGCCGGCGAAGUACUGCUACUGCCAGCUGAAGGCUUGCCGCUGGAUCUCGUGGAGUAAGAAGUCCCCGGGGCGGAGGUACUGCAGAUGCCAAAGGAGCGGGACUGUUGCAGAAUGUGCCUACUUUGUCUGGGUUGAUGAUGAACCAACUGAGUGGUACUUAGAGCUUAUUGGUGAUCUGCGUGAUGAGGUGUGGAGGAUGAGGAAGCAGGUUAUGGAGCAGGGGGUUGAUGUUGGGUAUGUCAGUGCAAUGGAGCAUGUUCAGCAGCUUCAGAAGGUGAAUGAGUUCUUGCAAAACGAGCUCAUGAAGAAGGAAUCAGAACUUAAAGCUAAGGUCAAAGCUUUGCAGAUGAAGGACAAGGAAAUAGAAGAAGGCAAGAGCAAGAAGUGUUCUACUGAGUACUUUAGGUUGUUGUGUUUGUUCUUCAUGGGUAUGGUUGUUGCCAUGGUGUGUAAUGGCAAGAUUGGAUGAUAGAUGUCAAGUCCAGUAGUUGUAGUUGUGUGUCAGUUAUCUGUUGGACCUAAGUAGCUCUAGCUUUUGGAUGGUGUGUAAUGCCAUAUUUGCAAUGGGUUGUAAUGACUUUAUGCAGCUAUUUGAUGUUAGAAUGAACCUGUGCUCAGAUCA